Molecule: messenger RNA, 1416 nt
Organism: Paramecium octaurelia
Lineage: Eukaryota; Ciliophora; Oligohymenophorea; Peniculida; Parameciidae
Source: the annotation of a GenBank genome assembly
AUGAAAACAUUGCUGUUCAUCAUUUGUGGUACUUAGAAUUUGUAUUUGAUUUGGUUUAGUUGUGUAUACAUUAGCAUCACAUGCUUACUUGUAUCCAUUUAAUGAAAACAAUGCAAAAGAUCUGGAAGGACUAAAUUAGAAGUAAAUUGCACAAUUGAUCAAAUAUAAUAUUGGGCUAGUUGAACAUGUCUCGCAAGAUUAAUAAAAAGCAUAUGAACAAUUGAUAAUGUAAAUUAUGAGAUUUUAUCUUGUAGAACAUUUGGAAAGCGUAAUGUCUUGACUCCUACAGAAAUGAAUUAUUUGAUUCUCAUAGAGAGUGAUAAAUUGUACUCCGGACAAGAAGCCCAACAAUAAAGAAUUACUGAAGGAUAUGCUUAAAGUUUCAAGGUGUUGGAGAAAGAAUAAAGAUCCAUCAUGGAAACAUUGUUUGGACGUCAAGGUAUUUUGUAAUUUAAAAAUCCGAUAGCUGAUUCUUUGAUUUAAAAAGCCAAUGCAUUAUUUAAUAACAACAAUUUGGGUUUCAAAAUUUAUCAAAAUGAAGAUGAUUUAGAUAUCAAUUAUUUACAAUGGACUAUAACACUCUAUCUUGGCAAAAAUGUAAAAUAUCCCAUUAUCAUAGAAUGAAGUCUAUUUCUACGAACCCAAAAAAGACAAAUCUUAUAAAAUUGAGCAAUCAUUAGAGAAAUGUGUUGACAACUUCUUUGGAACAACUUUUGAUUAUGCUCCAAAAGACAACAAGAUCUACAAAUAUAACACUAAUGAAAUCUUAGAUAUAACAAAGGAUAAUCAGGAUCAAGUUACAGGAUUUUUAAAGGACAUUUGUGCUAUGAAUAAACUUGCAACCAUCUUCAAAAAAAGUAUAACACAUUUAUAUAUUACACCUUAGAUAGUUCUCCAAAUAUGUUAUCAAUCAUCAAUAAAUCUAUUGCAAAAUUAGAAAAGAUCUUAAAUGAGUAAGAAAUUGAUUUGGUCUACGAUAUGAUGAGAAUUGCUCAUAAAAAAGUAAUUAUUAUACCCAUCAUCUCUUAGCUCUCCAAAAACUUCAGAAAUACCUUUGAAAGUGAAGAUUUAUUCGGAUUGAUUUUAAUUGAAGAAGAGAAAAAUCCUUAAAUCACUACAACCAAAGAAUCUGCUUAAGUUUAGAGAAUAUUGAUGGAAACCAGAACCAGAAUGCUUAAUUAAGUUACUGUAAUUUAAAUGUAUUAUUAUUCUCUAGCAAACUAACUCCUCAAACUAUGUAAUGGAUGCAACAACUUAUUAAAUCUAUGUGUGGUUUGGAGUCUUCUUUGUUAUUGUGUUGAUUGGAAUCAUCUAUGCUAUGGUAACCAUGGAUAUCCAAAAGGAUACAUUAUUAUAUGCUAAGUUUUUAACAACAGAUCAAAGAAAUUGAGUAGUAUAUGUAAAUAUACACCACAC